This is a messenger RNA of Symphalangus syndactylus (siamang), 5048 nucleotides long. RefSeq names its product glutamyl-prolyl-tRNA synthetase 1 (gene EPRS1). Gene Ontology annotation, molecular function: proline-tRNA ligase activity; ATP binding; glutamate-tRNA ligase activity. Lineage: Eukaryota; Metazoa; Chordata; Mammalia; Primates; Hylobatidae. The record is from RefSeq and is a predicted model, not a curated record. Gene Ontology annotation, biological process: prolyl-tRNA aminoacylation; glutamyl-tRNA aminoacylation; translation. Gene Ontology annotation, cellular component: aminoacyl-tRNA synthetase multienzyme complex; cytoplasm.
CUUUCCCACCGCAGCGCAAAAGGCCAGGGAGGCCAUUCCAUCCCUGGCGGCUAAGAGGCGGGGUGGCAGGCUCUGCAGCCUGCGGACGGGGACGAAGACGGCGCGCGACGAUGACGCACCGCGGCGUGCGCGGUGUCGGCAGUAGCUGCGGCGCAGGGGCGGAGCGAAGGCUGCGGCGGCGUCGGGUACGCGCACACGUUGCAUCUUCUUCCUUCCGUGGGGUCCUGCGUGGUUCUGGCACCAGCCAGGCGUACUGACAGGUAGACCAGCGGACUGGUGGAGAUGGCGACGCUCUGUCUGACCGUGAAUUCAGGAGACCCUCCCCUAGGAGCUUUGCUGGCAGUAGAACACGUGAAAGACGAUGUCAGCAUUUCCGUUGAAGAAGGGAAAGAGAAUAUUCUUCAUGUUUCUGAAAAUGUGAUAUUCACAGAUGUGAAUUCUAUACUUCGCUACUUGGCUAGAGUUGCAACUACAGCUGGGUUAUAUGGCUCUAAUCUGAUGGAACAUACUGAGAUUGAUCACUGGUUGGAGUUCAGUGCUACAAAAUUAUCUUCAUGUGAUUCCUUUACUUCUGCAAUUAAUGAACUCAAUCAUUGCCUGUCUCUGAGAACAUACUUAGUUGGAAACUCCUUGAGUUUAGCAGAUUUAUGUGUUUGGGCCACCCUAAAAGGAAAUGCUGCCUGGCAAGAACAGUUGAAACAGAAGAAAGCUCCAGUUCAUGUAAAACGUUGGUUUGGCUUUCUUGAAGCCCAGCAGGCCUUCCAGUCAGUAGGUACCAAGUGGGAUGUUUCAACAACCAAAGCUCGAGUGGCACCUGAGAAAAAGCAAGAUGUUGGGAAAUUUGUUGAGCUACCAGGUGCGGAGAUGGGAAAGGUUACCGUCAGAUUUCCUCCAGAGGCUAGUGGUUACUUACACAUUGGGCAUGCAAAAGCUGCUCUUCUGAACCAGCACUACCAGGUUAACUUUAAAGGGAAACUGAUCAUGAGAUUUGAUGACACAAAUCCUGAAAAAGAAAAGGAAGAUUUUGAGAAGGUUAUCUUGGAAGAUGUUGCAAUGUUGCAUAUCAAACCAGAUCAAUUUACUUAUACUUCGGAUCAUUUUGAAACUAUAAUGAAGUAUGCAGAGAAGCUAAUUCAAGAAGGGAAGGCUUAUGUGGAUGAUACUCCUGCUGAACAGAUGAAAGCAGAACGUGAACAGAGGAUAGAAUCUAAACAUAGAAAAAACUCUAUUGAGAAGAAUCUACAAAUGUGGGAAGAAAUGAAAAAAGGGAGCCAGUUUGGUCAGUCCUGUUGUUUGCGAGCAAAAAUUGACAUGAGUAGUAACAAUGGAUGCAUGAGAGAUCCAACCCUUUAUCGCUGCAAAAUUCAACCACAUCCAAGAACUGGAAAUAAAUACAAUGUUUAUCCAACAUAUGAUUUUGCCUGCCCCAUAGUUGACAGCAUCGAAGGUGUUACACAUGCCCUGAGAACAACAGAAUACCAUGACAGAGAUGAGCAGUUUUACUGGAUUAUUGAAGCUUUAGGCAUAAGAAAGCCAUAUAUUUGGGAAUAUAGUCGGCUAAAUCUCAACAACACAGUGCUAUCCAAAAGAAAACUCACAUGGUUUGUCAAUGAAGGACUAGUAGAUGGAUGGGAUGACCCAAGAUUUCCUACGGUUCGUGGUGUACUGAGAAGAGGGAUGACAGUUGAAGGACUGAAACAGUUUAUUGCUGCUCAGGGCUCUUCACGUUCAGUUGUGAACAUGGAGUGGGACAAAAUCUGGGCGUUUAACAAAAAGCUGCGAGCUCUCUGUAAGAAGGUUAUUGACCCAGUGGCUCCACGAUAUGUUACAUUACUGAAGAAAGAAGUGAUCCCAGUGAAUGUACCUGAAGCUCAGGAGGAGAUGAAAGAAGUAGCCAAACACCCAAAGAAUCCUGAGGUUGGCUUGAAGCCUGUGUGGUAUAGUCCCAAAGUUUUCAUUGAAGGUGCUGAUGCAGAGACUUUUUCGGAGGGCGAGAUGGUUACAUUUAUAAAUUGGGGCAACCUCAACAUUACAAAAAUACACAAAAAUGCAGAUGGAAAAAUCGUAUCUCUUGAUGCAAAGUUGAAUUUGGAAAACAAAGACUACAAGAAAACCACUAAGAUCACUUGGCUUGCAGAGACUACACAUGCUCUUCCUAUUCCAGCAAUCUGUGUCACUUAUGAGCACUUGAUCACAAAGCCAGUGCUAGGAAAAGACGAGGACUUUAAGCAGUAUGUCAACAAGAACAGUAAGCAUGAAGAACUAAUGCUAGGGGAUCCCUGCCUUAAGGAUUUGAAAAAAGGAGAUAUUAUACAACUCCAGAGAAGAGGAUUCUUCAUAUGUGAUCAACCAUAUGAACCUGUUAGCCCAUAUAGUUGCAAGGAAGCCCCGUGCGUUUUGAUAUACAUUCCUGAUGGACACACAAAGGAAAUGCCAACAUCAGGGUCAAAGGAAAAGACCAAAGUAGAAGCCACAAAAAAUGAGACCUCUGCUCCUUUUAAGGAAAGACCAACACCUUCUCUGAAUAAUAAUUGUACUACAUCUGAGGAUUCCUUUGUCCUUUACAAUAGAGUGGCUGCUCAAGGAGAUGUGGUUCGUGAAUUAAAAGCCAAGAAAGCACCAAAGGAAGAUAUAGAUGCAGCUGUAAAACAGCUUUUGUCUUUGAAAGCUGAAUAUAAGGAGAAAACUGGCCAGGAAUAUAAACCUGGAAACCCUCCUGCUGAAAUAGGACAGAAUAUUUCUUCUAAUUCAUCAGCAAGUAUUCUGGAAAGUAAAUCUCUGUAUGAUGAAGUUGCUGCACAAGGGGAGGUGGUUCGUAAGCUAAAAGCUGAAAAAGCCCCUAAGGCUAAAAUAAAUGAAGCUGUAGAAUGCUUACUAUCCCUGAAAGCUCAGUAUAAAGAAAAAACUGGGAAGGAGUACAUACCUGGUCAGCCGCCAUUAUCUCAAAGUUCAGAUUCAAGCCCAACCAGAAAUUCUGAGCCUGCUGGUUUAGAAACACCAGAAGCCAAAGUACUUUUUGACAAAGUAGCUUCUCAGGGAGAAGUAGUUCGGAAACUUAAAACUGAAAAAGCCCCUAAGGAUCAAGUAGAUAUAGCUGUACAAGAACUCCUUCAGCUAAAGGCACAGUACAAGUCUUUGAUAGGAGUAGAGUAUAAGCCUGUGUCGGCCACUGGAGCUGAGGACAAAGAUAAGAAGAAGAAAGAAAAAGAAAAUAAAUCUGAAAAGCAGAAUAAGCCUCAGAAACAAAAUGAUGCCCAAAGGAAAGAUCCUUCUAAAAACCAAGGAGGUGGGCUGUCAUCAAGUGGAGCAGGAGAAGGGCAGGGGCCUAAGAAACAGACCAGGUUGGGUCUUGAGGCAAAAAAAGAAGAAAAUCUUGCUGAUUGGUAUUCUCAGGUCAUCACAAAGUCAGAAAUGAUUGAAUACCAUGACGUAAGUGGCUGUUAUAUUCUUCGUCCCUGGGCCUAUGCCAUUUGGGAAGCCAUCAAGGACUUUUUUGAUGCUGAGAUCAAGAAACUUGGUGUUGAAAACUGCUACUUCCCCAUGUUUGUGUCUCAAAAUGCAUUAGAGAAAGAGAAGACUCAUAUUGCUGACUUUGCCCCGGAGGUUGCUUGGGUUACAAGAUCUGGCAAAACCGAGUUGGCAGAACCAAUCGCCAUUCGUCCUACUAGUGAAACAGUAAUGUAUCCUGCAUAUGCAAAAUGGGUGCAGUCACACAGAGACCUGCCCAUCAAGCUCAAUCAGUGGUGCAAUGUGGUGCGUUGGGAAUUCAAGCACCCUCAGCCUUUCCUACGUACUCGUGAAUUUCUUUGGCAGGAAGGGCACAGUGCUUUUGCUACCAUGGAAGAGGCAGCGGAAGAGGUCUUGCAGAUACUUGACUUAUAUGCUCAGGUAUAUGAAGAACUCCUGGCAAUUCCCGUUGUAAAAGGAAGAAAGACAGAAAAGGAAAAAUUUGCAGGUGGAGACUAUACAACUACAAUAGAAGCAUUUAUAUCUGCUAGUGGAAGAGCUAUCCAGGGAGGAACAUCACAUCAUUUAGGGCAGAAUUUUUCCAAAAUGUUUGAAAUCGUUUUUGAAGAUCCAAAGACACCAGGAGAGAAGCAAUUUGCCUAUCAAAACUCCUGGGGCCUGACAACUCGAACUAUUGGUGUUAUGACUAUGGUUCAUGGGGACAACAUGGGUUUAGUAUUACCACCCCGUGUAGCAUGUGUUCAGGUGGUGAUUAUUCCUUGUGGCAUUACCAAUGCACUUUCUGAAGAAGACAAAGAAGCGCUGAUUGCAAAAUGCAAUGAUUAUCGAAGGCGGUUACUCAGUGUUAACAUCCGCGUUAGAGCUGAUUUACGAGAUAAUUAUUCUCCAGGUUGGAAAUUCAAUCACUGGGAGCUCAAGGGAGUUCCCAUUAGACUUGAAGUUGGGCCACGUGAUAUGAAGAGCUGUCAGUUUGUAGCUGUCAGACGAGAUACUGGAGAAAAGCUGACAGUUGCUGAAAAUGAGGCAGAGACUAAACUUCAAGCUAUUUUGGAAGACAUCCAGGUCACCCUUUUCACAAGGGCUUCUGAAGACCUUAAGACUCAUAUGGUUGUGGCUAAUACAAUGGAAGACUUUCAGAAGAUACUAGAUUCUGGAAAGAUUGUUCAGAUUCCAUUCUGUGGGGAAAUUGACUGUGAGGACUGGAUCAAAAAGACCACUGCCAGGGAUCAAGAUCUUGAACCUGGUGCUCCAUCCAUGGGAGCUAAAAGCCUUUGCAUCCCCUUCAAACCACUCUGUGAACUGCAGCCUGGAGCCAAAUGUGUCUGUGGCAAGAACCCUGCCAAGUACUACACCUUAUUUGGUCGCAGCUACUGAGGGAUGAACGAAACCCCCCUCUUCAACUCCUCUCACUUUUUAAAGCAUUGAUAUUAGUAUCUUCUCAGAUACAGACCGUUUUAUGAUUUUUUAAAGAGUAAAAGUUCUAAAAUGAAGUCACACAAGACAAUUAUUCUUAUGCCUAAGUUAACAGUGGAUAAAAGACUUUUCUGUAAACAACCCCAGUAAUAAAUAUCAUGAACUAA